AAAGCGUUUUCCAGGUGGAGGGCGGUUAGAGAGCGCGAGGUAGAGUCUCCGAGGUGGGGGAGGGGGGGGGAAAAAGACACCGCUUGAGCUCCUCUGGGAUUAGGACCGCACUGAGCUCGAAUGGAGCUGAAGAAAGCGUCGUCGUUGCUGCUGCUCCUCCUCUUCGCGCAGCUCGCCCUGACUGCGCUGGCCCAGGAUGAGACGGAAUCUGAUGGAGAAGGCGAUAGUGAUAGUGAUGAGGAAGAGGAGGACGACGAUGAAGAGGACGAAGAUGACACUGUCAAGGAAGAAAAUGGCGUUUGGAUUUUGACGGAUGCAAAUUAUGAUUCCUUUAUUGCAGACAAGGAAAUUGUGCUAAUUGAAUUUCAUGCCCCUUGGUGUGAACAUUGUAAGCAGUUUGCGGCAGCAUACGAAAAGAUUGCCAGUGAACUAAAAGAACAUGAUCCUCCUAUCCAUGUUGCCAAAGUUGAUGGUUCAUCACAAUCUGGCCUGGGCAUGAGGUUUGAUAUUGGUAUAUACCCCACAUUCAAAAUUAUAAAAAAUGGAGAACCAAUUCACUACAAAGGACAAGUCUCAAAGGAUGAAAUUUUAUCUAAAGUGAAAGAAAUCGCUUCCCCUGACUGGGUUCCUCCACCCGAAGCAACUAUUGUCCUGACGGAAGAUAAUUUUGAUGAUGUGAUUAAUAAAGCUGAUAUCAUCCUAGUUGAGUUUUACGCUCCUUGGUGUGGACACUGUAAAAAGCUUGCUCCACAGUACGAGGAAGCUGCUCAGGAACUUAGCAAGCGCCCUGUGCCGAUUUUACUUGCUAAAGUAGAUGCUACUACUGAAACAAAACUUGCUAAUAAGUAUCAGGUUACUGGCUAUCCUACCCUGAAAAUUUUCCGCAAGGGUAAACCCUCUGAAUAUAAUGGACCAAGGGAUACAUAUGGUAUUAUUGAAUAUAUGAUUGAACAGUCUGGCCCACCGUCCAAACAAAUUCAAGCUCUUAAACAAGUUCAAGAAUUCCUUAAGGAUGGUGAUGAUGUCAUAAUUGUUGGGAUUUUUAAUAGUGAACAAGAUCCAGCUUAUGACAUUUAUCAAGAUGCUGGUAACUCUAUCAGAGAAGACUACAGGUUACAUCACACCUUCAGCCCUGAAAUACAAAAAUUCUUAAAAGCAUCACCGGGACAGCUACUUAUGAUGCAACCUGAAAAAUUUAAUUCUGCAUAUGAGCCCAAAGUACAUACCUUCACCAUCAAGGACUCAUCACCUCCGUCAGAAGUGACAGAUUUUAUUACAAAUAAUGCUUUGCCUUUAGUUGGGCAUCGUAAGCAAAGCAACGAUGCAAAAAGAUACAGCAAGCGCCCAUUGGUGGUGGUGUACUAUGGCGUAGACUUCAGUUUUGAUUAUCGUGUGGCAACGCAGUACUGGCGGAAGAAAGUGUUGGAGGUAGCUAAGGAUUUUCCUGAAUAUACUUUUGCCAUUGCCGAUGAAGAGGAUUAUUCAUCGGAACUAAAUAGCCUGGGCCUGGCAGACAGUGGUGAAGAAGUGAAUGCAGCAAUUCUAGAUGUAGCUGGCAAGAAGUAUGCAAUGGAACCAGAAGAAUUUGAUACUGAUACACUGAGAGACUUCGUGAUGGCAUUUAAGAAAGGUAAAUUAAAGCCAGUUGUGAAGUCACAACCAGUUCCAAAGAGUAACAAAGGACCAGUAAAAGUGGUGGUGGGCAAAACAUUUUCUGAAAUAGUUAUGGACAAAAAGAAAGAUGUCCUGAUAGAAUUCUAUGCACCGUGGUGUGGACAUUGCAAACAACUGGAACCAGUAUAUUUAGAACUUGGAAAGAAGUACAAAAAUGAUGAAAAUAUAGUAAUUGCAAAGAUGGAUGCAACAGCAAAUGAUGUACCAAAUGAUAAGUACAAAACUGAGGGAUUCCCUACCAUCUAUUUUGCUCGAAGUAAUGAUAAAGACAAUCCUAUUCAGUAUGAUAAGGGUGACCGAGAUCUUGAAUCUCUGAGCAAAUUUGUGGAAGAACAUGCAACCAAACUAUCAAGAAGAAAAGUUGAACUAUAAGGAGCUUUUGUUACUUUAUUCAGUUAUAGGGAACCUUGGAAGCUUUCAACCAUGCAGUUUGGGUUUAAGGUGAAAUGACCAGUUUCAAAAUCUUAAUACCUAAAAAUAAAUCACUGGGAAUAAGAGAUUGAACUUUUGCCUGCCAGAGAAAUUUUGUUUCUACCUGUGUAAUUGAGGUAUUUACCUAGAAUGUGUGAAAUCACUAUUUUGUGAAGUUUGUAUGGUUUGUCAUUCGAUUUAUAUUUUGGUUAAAAAAACCUUCUUCAAAUAAAGACAACCUAAGGAAUUUAA
This is a messenger RNA of Stegostoma tigrinum, 2337 nucleotides long. RefSeq names its product protein disulfide isomerase family A, member 4 (gene pdia4). Gene Ontology annotation, biological process: protein folding; response to endoplasmic reticulum stress. Bases 121 to 2046 code for a protein of 641 amino acids. Lineage: Eukaryota; Metazoa; Chordata; Chondrichthyes; Orectolobiformes; Stegostomatidae. The transcript is spliced from 10 exons. Gene Ontology annotation, cellular component: endoplasmic reticulum; cell surface. The record is from RefSeq and is a predicted model, not a curated record. Gene Ontology annotation, molecular function: protein disulfide isomerase activity.